CGAUAUAUAGCGAAGCCCCCAAAGUAGUCGGAGAAGUGGAGCCAAACGGUCAAGACGCGGAGCUCCGCCGAAAAAAUUCUGAUAGCAGGGGGCGAGGGGACUACAAAUCGCAGCCCGAAUCGCGCUUCGUGGAAAAGAAAAGCAACAAAAAAAAAAAAGAAAUUACCAUAAAAUAAUUGCAGAGGGCUCAGCGUUGGCCCAAAACCAUAUAAACGCGUAAAAACGACAAAGCAACAGAGCAAAAAAUAUAAAAAGUUUCCAAAAAAAGUGUUUAAAAAAAAAAAAUGUUUCGAGUUAAACAAAAAUGCCAAUUAUGGGCAGCCUGAGGCGCAAGAAGGAGAGAGACAGGACAACUCUGGCUCUUCCCUGUUGUUGUGUGUAAUGUGCGAAACGAUUUUCCUCCUUCGAUGAUGUCCUUUUGCUUGUUUUUUUUUUCGGGAUUUUUGUGCACAAAUAUGCACAGGCCAUAGAUACAGCCAAGAACGGCCUGCAAAUGGGCCUCCAAUGAACCUCCACCAUUAAAUUGGCAAAAAAAAAAAACGAAAAAAAUCAAGAACAAGGAUAACAAUUGCAGAUGAAAGAGAGUUUCAUCUUCGGUUUUUUCUGCUAAGAAGGAAAAACAGCAAGGAAAUAAUAACCUUGAAGCCUUUUGGCCUUCUGGCUCGCAACUGAGCCUCAACUGGGGCUGGCGUACAACAUGGCGUAUGGUUAACGCGGGGAAGGAAAAACAAGCCAAAUAAACGGGGCAAAAUAGUACGAAAACAUGUGCAACAAAGUGUAUAGUGUGUGUGUGUGUGUGUGUGCGUGUGCGCGAGUGUGAGUGCCAAAUAAAAUAUUAAGCAAAUAAAUAAGCCACUCGACUAUACAACUGGGCUCCUGGACUCUGCUACUGUCUAUGCUCCUGCUCGCAUUCAAAGUCCGAUUCCCGAUGACGCAUUCGAGGAGAGUAGGGCAGGAAGGUUAAAUUACACAAAACGUCAAAUUCGCCACGUACGACAGAGAUUUCGGAGUCGGGCCAGUAGCCAGUAGCCAGUAGUCCGAAAUUCGGUUUCGGAGUCCUUGCUCGGGAUACGGUUACGGUUACGGGUACACGGGUACGGGUGUACGAAAUACGAAUAAGGGCACGGAGUACGCAAGUUUGCCAGAUUAUAGGCGUGCAGCUCGGCGGAGAGCAGAGAACGAAAUCCGUUAAUCCAGCAUGUCCUGCAGCUUCCCUGAAGAGUCUACAAAAAUAUUACAAAAAAUUUAAGAAAAUUAAUAAAAUCAAAUAGAAAAAAUAUUAAAUAUUAAAAUACUGCACCAGAAAUCGAAAUAAAAAAUAAUUUAAAAAUUUACUCAACCGAAAAAUUUGCUCUCCAAAAAGAGAGCGGGAGAGGAGAGCUUGAGAGCGAGGGACAGAGAGGGAAUGAGAGGGAGAGAGUCCUGAAACCGAACCGAAACUCACCACGAUAAAAUACAACAAAGGAGGAGGCGAAAAGCAAAAAAAUACUUUCACUCUCGCCACAACGUGGCGGCAUCGAGGGGCAGGAAGCGCAUAAAGUGACAGGAUCUGUGGAACUCAAAGGCAAACUCUUUGCAUGCCACAAGCAGCAGCAGCAGCAGCAUCGACCAGCUGACUGUUGCAGGAAGCCUGUCAGCAGGACAACAGUGGUGCGGACAGGACCAGCGUCCGGUCCUGUCACAAUCAAUUCAAUAGGAAGCCCAAAGCCGCCACCACCACCACGAGCACUGGCCAGCACACAGAGCCUCAGCCAGUAUCCUCCAAUAGCCACACACUCGCACACAAACCAGAGCAAACGGCAAGCAACGGCAGUUUUAAUGUAUCCUUAGAAUUUCAAACAGCUCCAGCAGUGUAAUGCGCCUUGGGGGCAGUGGCAUUCCAUACGACGGCGACCCCCUGACAAUGAGCGCAGCUGGCAACGAUUAUGCCGAACUCUGUGAUCUUGGACCCUCGCGCUGGAGCGCCCGAUCCUAUGGAUACCACGCCAACGCUGCAGCGGCCGCUGGCCUGGGGCUCGGACCCUCGGCCGGAGCCGGAAGCUUGGGCGGUCUCAUUGCGGGCGCCACGCAGUCGUCGUCGAGUGUGCCGACGGGCGGUUCGGCGGGCCUCAGUGCGCACCAUCUGCGCGGAAGUGGAGCGGCAGUCGCCAGCAGCUAUGAGGCGGAGGACAUUGGGCUGGCCUUCGGCAUGAUAAGUCCGCCGCCGGGCAGCGGACCCUACGGCGGAUCAGCAGCAGCGGCGGCAGCGGGGGGAGCACGUGUCGGCAACAGCACCAGCUCGCUGCGAGGUGGGGGUGGACGCUCUGGGCUGUACUACUCGCCGCCGGGCACCUCUUACACCAUCAUCGAACGCCCCCACUCACCGCACUACUACUACAACUCGGCGGGCGUGCCGACGAAGGGCGGAUCCCUGCCUGGACGCGGCAGCGCCUACCUCAGCUCCUCACCCGCCAGCCAUAUGGCCGCCGGUACGGCGGGAACCCUGCCCACUUCGACGGCCGCCAGCGGGCGGUCGAUGGGCCAGCACUCGGGAAGCAACGGCAACAAGAAGCGACCCAUAUCGCCGGAGCAGGUGCUGCGCAUGUUCGGGGCAAGUGCCACGCAGUCGUCAUCAGUUCCUACGAGUAGCUAUCACUACAGCAACGGCGGGACGCGGGAUCGCACGGGCAGGCGUAGUCCGGCCAGCAGUCCGCCCUCCACAACCCACCAGAUCUAUCGGGAUCGAGAGCGGGAAAGGGAUCGCAGUGUUCCGAAUAUUCAUGAGCUCACCACCCGAACUGUUUCCAUGUCCCGUGACCAGCAAAUAGAUCAUGGCUUUGGAAUCUGCGUUAAAGGAGGAAAAGACUCAGGCUUAGGCGUUUACAUCUCGCGCAUUGAGGAGAACUCGGUGGCCGAGCGCGCCGGACUGCGACCCGGUGAUACAAUCCUAGAGGUGAACGGCACCCCAUUCACCUCCAUCAAUCACGAGGAGGCGUUGAAGAGAUGUGUGCAGAUAUUGAAAUCGUCACGCCAAAUCAGUAUGACGGUGCGCGCACCGCCCACGCUGAACUCGACCGCCCCGCUCCACGGGUUCGGGCCGCCUUCGCGGGACCCCAUGUACGCGUCGAUGGCACCCCCCCUGCACCCACAGAACCAGGCGGCAGCAGCGGCGGCGGCCGCCUCCGGGGCGGGGCUGCCCUUUCGCCAGACCUGCUCCUGGAUGGACCGCCACGGCCGGCCCGCCUCCCCGCCCAUGGAGUACGGGGGCAGGCGCAGCGAUCGAAGGGAUCGGAUACGACGUGUGGAGUUGCUCAUCGAACCGGGCCAGUCGCUGGGCCUGAUGAUUCGCGGCGGAGUGGAGUACGGUCUGGGGAUAUUUGUGACCGGCGUGGACAAGGAUAGUGUGGCCGACCGGGCCGGACUGAUGAUCGGCGACGAGAUCCUUGAGGUCAACGGGCAGUCCUUUCUCGAUGUGACGCACGACGAGGCUGUGGGCCAGCUGAAGUACCACAAGCGCAUGUCCUUGGUGAUACGUGACGUAGGCAAGGUGCCGCACUCAUGCACCUCCAUCGAGAUGGAGCCCUGGGAUGCUUACAGCCCGACGGGAACGAGAGCUCGACGAAAAGGUCAAAUUGCGACCAUGGUGGAGGAGAAGGCUCGCUCGCUGCUGCCACGUCAUCACUUUGCAAGCCUUUCGUACUACAUUGCCGAAUAUAGUGCGAAAGCAAUGACCAUAGAUGCCUUUGUUGCCGUCUUAUUAGAGAUGCUAGACACGUACGAGAAGCACACGCUGGUGACGGAAAUCCGGGAACUUGUGUUCCCCGAGGAUCGCACGCGAUACGACGAGUUGGUGUAUCGACGGGAACGCGAUCCUUACAGCGUGGAUAGGCAUAGGCGUAAGGGAGACCCCACUCGUGAUUUGCCGGUAACUGCCGACGAUUUGGAAAUUAUAGCCGCCACCGGACGGAGUCCUUCAUCGGACUCGGGCCUGGGCAUGACCGUAACGGAUAUACACAAACGACCCGCUCUACAAUUGCCACAUAGGCCCAUGUCGGCGGGACCCAUACUGCAUCGCUCACAGCCAGCAUCCCAUUAUCAGACAGCCAGCAACCAGUCCUCAUCAUCAUUAUCGCCACCACAACAGCAACAGCAACAGCCACUGCCACAACAACAGAAGCAACAUCAACAGCAGCAACAUUAUCCACCCCAUCAUGCCUCAUUGCGUCAUCUGGGCGGUGGAGGCGGCAACGUGGGAUCCGGUCGUCAUCAUCACCUCCACCAUCAGUUGGGACCAGCUCAAUUGAAAUUCAAGCAGGCCAAAGACAAUCAGCAACAGGAAUACGGCUGUGAUGAGCACAGAACUCGCCGGGGCAGCGAAACCCUUUUACCGGAAUACGAACAAGACACGGAACAGGGCGGCUACUUAGAUGGACUGCGUUCACAUUUGGGUGGUUUAACACAACGUGUCAAAUCAUGGUAUUGGGGACGACCUCUAGAGUUGGCCACAAAACUCUCACGAAGUUUCGAUAUGAAGGAAGAAGGCGGCACAUUGCUGGGCGAUAAAGGUGUACGAAGGCAUCAGUCCAUGCAGCGUCUGUCAGCGGAGCAGAAUGGUGGUUCAACGACUGAACAAACACAUGAACACAAUCCAAACGUCGUACCUGAUCAUAGAGGCAACUUACACAUUACAGUUAAGAAAACCAAACCAAUUUUAGGUAUUGCUAUCGAAGGUGGUGCUAACACAAAACACCCGCUCCCUAGGAUAAUCAAUAUCCAUGAAAAUGGUGCAGCAUUUGAAGCGGGCGGCUUAGAAGUCGGACAACUGAUACUGGAGGUGGAUGGAACCAAAGUGGAAGGCCUACAUCAUCAGGAGGUUGCUCGACUGAUAGCCGAAUGCUUUGCUAAUCGUGAAAAGGCUGAAAUAACAUUCUUAGUUGUCGAAGCAAAAAAAUCAAAUUUGGAACCGAAGCCAACAGCUUUGAUAUUUUUAGAAGCCUAACAUUUGCUUGCCCU
This is a messenger RNA of Drosophila ananassae, 4992 nucleotides long. RefSeq names its product whirlin (gene dysc). The record is from RefSeq and is a predicted model, not a curated record. Gene Ontology annotation, cellular component: cilium; stereocilia ankle link complex; stereocilium tip. Lineage: Eukaryota; Metazoa; Arthropoda; Insecta; Diptera; Drosophilidae. Gene Ontology annotation, molecular function: protein binding. Bases 1856 to 4978 code for a protein of 1040 amino acids. The transcript is spliced from 18 exons.